CACCAAACAUCCUGCAUGAAUCCAAACAAAAACCUAAAGGAGAACAAGGACGAGAACUCCAUCAGCCUCCUCCACCUGUUCCUCCGCCCGCAGGUGAACAUCGCCGGAUCCUUUAACGUCAUCCGCCUGUCGGUCGGGGAGAUGGGGAAGAACGAGCCCGACGCCGACGGACACCGCGGCUGCAUCAUCAACACGGCCAGCGUGGCGGCGUUCGACGGACAGAUUGGACAAGCUGCGUACUCGGCCUCCAAAGGCGGCAUCGUGGGGAUGACGCUGCCCAUCGCCCGGGACCUGGCGCCCAUGGGCAUCAGGGUCCUCACCAUCGCCCCGGGCCUCUUCGCCACGCCGCUGCUGUCCAGCCUCCCGGAGAAGGUCCGGUCCUUCCUGGCCCGCCAGGUCCCGUUCCCGUCCCGCCUGGGGGACCCGGCCGAGUUCGCCCACCUGGUCACGUCCCUGGUGGAGAACCCCAUGAUGAACGGCGAGGUGGUGCGGCUGGACGGCGCCAUCCGCAUGCAGCCCUGAGGGGCGGAGGGGGCGGGGCCGCAUGCAGCCCUGAGGGGCGG
Salarias fasciatus (jewelled blenny) is the source of this 563-nucleotide messenger RNA. It is a transcript of the gene hsd17b10, whose product is annotated as hydroxysteroid (17-beta) dehydrogenase 10. The record is from RefSeq and is a predicted model, not a curated record. Lineage: Eukaryota; Metazoa; Chordata; Actinopteri; Blenniiformes; Blenniidae. The transcript is spliced from 3 exons. The coding region runs from base 16 to 522 and encodes 168 amino acids. Gene Ontology annotation, biological process: estrogen metabolic process; fatty acid metabolic process; androgen metabolic process. Gene Ontology annotation, molecular function: estradiol 17-beta-dehydrogenase [NAD(P)+] activity. Gene Ontology annotation, cellular component: mitochondrion.